Messenger RNA from Ustilago hordei, 408 nucleotides. RefSeq lists its product as uncharacterized. The record is from RefSeq and is a predicted model, not a curated record. The coding region runs from base 1 to 408 and encodes 135 amino acids. Lineage: Eukaryota; Fungi; Basidiomycota; Ustilaginomycetes; Ustilaginales; Ustilaginaceae. The transcript has a single exon.
AUGGAGAGUGUUGGACAGGUAGAAGCCCACCGUGGAAAGCGCAGAGCUGCAGAUCCGAUGAUGAACACAUUUCACAGCAGAAGUAGACAACCGAGCAAGAACCGAGCUUUCGAAAUGAGGAUAGAGACAGCAAGCCCCAAGUUGGCUGGCGCACAAGCAGGCCUAGAAGGCGAGACCAAACGAAAUAAUAAUAAUAAUGAUAAUAAUGAUAAUAAUGAUAAUAAUGAUAAUAAUGAUAAUAAUGAUAAUAAUGAUAAUAAUGAUAAUAAUGAUAAUAAUGAUAAUAAUGAUAAUAAUGAUAAUAAUGAUAAUAAUAAUGAUAUUCCAGUUUGUGAGUCUAGGCGAGAUUCUCGAAAUCUGCUUGCUUACUCUCUCACAAAGUGGUGUUCUUUGAGAAUGCAACACUGA